GUUCUCCUCCCGCAUUACCAGAAGUUCCUUCAAAGCUCGGAGGCGAUGCCCGCCGAUUUCUACAUGCUGAUGAAUCUCCCUGCUUUGGCGCCAGACUUCCUCGACGCCUUCCGAGACUUCGUUGUAGACGUAGUCUCGGACGGGCCGCCUCCACCCAUUCGCACGCGUUGUUACUGCUUCGUCAGACACACACUCGAGACGGACAAGUCGAGGGCGGGGAAGCUGUCUGAGGCCGACGGCGAAUCGCGGGAGAGGUUUGCGAGACACAAUGCGGAAGGAGUGGUGCGUUUCUUCACCCUACAAUCCCCUGCCACCUCUACUAAUGCUGACGAGACUCUUGUGAGGGUGUAA
Molecule: messenger RNA, 351 nt
Organism: Mesocestoides corti
Lineage: Eukaryota; Metazoa; Platyhelminthes; Cestoda; Cyclophyllidea; Mesocestoididae
Source: the annotation of a GenBank genome assembly